Molecule: messenger RNA, 4767 nt
Organism: Lepisosteus oculatus (spotted gar)
Lineage: Eukaryota; Metazoa; Chordata; Actinopteri; Semionotiformes; Lepisosteidae
Gene: loxl3b
Product: lysyl oxidase-like 3b
Biological process (GO): collagen fibril organization; peptidyl-lysine oxidation
Cellular component (GO): membrane
Molecular function (GO): protein-lysine 6-oxidase activity; copper ion binding
Source: RefSeq, a predicted model, not a curated record
GCUGAGAUCCACGAGUCGGCCCACCGGAGACUCCAAACACCCCGGCUGAGCGAGCGCACCCCCCUCCGCAGACUUCAGAAGAGCAGCCUGCAGCCUGAGAGGACAACACUGUAUUGCGCUCGGAUGCUCAACUCGGCAAAGCCUUCUCCACUUUAGAGCGAGGGUGGGGGGGGGACAUGUUACGGUUUUAUUUAUUUCAUCUUUAAAAGUUUUUUCGCACGACAUCUCCACCCCUGUGUGAAGUGCUGCUUCGUUGGAAGGUGAAAGCGAUCUUACCGGACAGAAUUCACCUGGGUUGGCAAGCUGUGAUCUUGCGAUGAAGAUGGCAGCGCUGUACCAACAGUGGGGGGUCCUGGCCAUGCUCGUGAGUGUCUUGCUGCCCUGCUGUUUAUCCCAGCAGACCACUCCCUCCCCGCAGCAGAGCAGCAAGCUCAAGUUCCGCCUGGCCGGAUACCCCCGCAAGCACAACGAGGGCCGCAUCGAGGUCUUCUACAAGGGCGAGUGGGGGACCAUCUGCGAUGACGACUUCUCCCUGGAGAACGCCCAAGUGCUCUGCAAGCAGCUGGGCUUCAUCUCGGCCACAGGGUGGGCGCAUAGCGCCAAGUACGGAAAAGGAACAGGGAAGAUCUGGCUGGACAACGUGCAGUGCAGCGGCAGCGAGAACAGUAUCGGCGACUGCAAGUCCCGCGGCUGGGGGAACAGCGACUGCACCCACGAUGAGGACGCGGGGGUCGUCUGCAAAGACGAGAGGCUGCCGGGGUUCGUGGAGUCCAACGUCAUUGAACAAGUGGAGGAGAACCGCGUGGAGGAGGUCAGGCUGAGGCCAGUGGUGUCCUACGCCCGGAAGAGAAUGCCCAUCACGGAGGGCAUCGUGGAGGUCAAGCACAAGGACGGAUGGGCCCAGAUCUGCGAUGUCGGCUGGACCUCCAGGAACUCCCGGGUCAUCUGUGGCAUGAUGGGGUUCCCCCACGAGCGGAAGGCCAACAAGAACUUCUACAAACGAAUUAAAAAGAGGGCUGCUAAGGCAAAACCAAAGAUUGUUGGGCCCAAACUCAGGCAGAAACCCAAACCCAAACCUAAAGCUAAAUCUAAACAGAAUGAGGACUCAAGGCUGUAUGCAGAGAGACAGCAGAACCACUACCUGGUUCACUCAGUGGCUUGCACCGGCCACGAGGUCCACCUGUCAGUGUGCCCCCUGCAGUUCAACGAGGGUAAUGCCACGGCCAGCUGUGAGGGAGGCAUGCCUGCUGUGGUCAGCUGCGCUCCAGGCCCCCAGUACGCUGUGGGCAGCAGCCAGAAAAAGAAACAGAAGACAACGUACCGGGUGCGGCUGAAGGGCGGCGCCAAGACCGGCGAGGGGCGCGUGGAGGUCCUGAAGAACAACGAGUGGGGCACGGUGUGUGAUGACCGCUGGAGCCUGCAAGCCGCUAGCGUAGUCUGCAGGGAGCUGGGCUUCGGCAGCGCCAAAGAGGCUCUCACAGGGGCUAGGAUGGGCCAAGGGAUGGGUCCCAUCCACAUGAAUGAGGUUCAGUGCAGUGGUCACGAGAAGUCGAUCUGGGACUGCCAGUUCAAGAACAUCACAGCUGAGGACUGCCAGCACCAGGAGGAUGCCUCUGUCAAGUGCAACGUCCCCUACAUGGCCUAUGAAACCACGAUCCGGCUGUCUGGCGGGCGGACGCGCUACGAGGGCAGAGUGGAGGUGGUGACGGUGGACGGCAAUGGCACGGAGAGCUGGGGGCUCGUUUGCGGAGAAGGCUGGGGUACCCGAGAGGCCAUGGUGGCCUGCCGCCAGCUGGGGCUGGGAUUCGCUAACCACGGCUUGCAAAUCCGGCUGGUUGGCGGACGGUCUGCCUACGAGGGCCGAGUGGAGGUUAAGAGGGGGUCGAAGUGGGGAACUAUUUGCAGUGAUGGCUGGACAACCAGAGAGGCAAUGGUAGCGUGCCGCCAGCUAGGGCUGGGGUACUCCCUGCAUGCCGUCACAGAGACGUGGUACUGGGACAGCAGCAACGUGACGGAGAUGGUGACGAGCGGGGUGAGGUGCACGGGCGACGAGAUGGCGCUCAGCCACUGCCAGGCCCACGCCGCCUUCCAGUGCCAGAAGGCCAGCCCGCGCUUCGCCGCCGGCGUCAUCUGCUCCGAGACUGCCUCGGACCUCAUCCUGAACGCCCCCCUGGUGCAGCAGACCGUCUACAUCGAGGACCGGCCCCUCCACAUGCUCUACUGUGCCGCCGAGGAGGACUGCCUGGCCAAGUCGGCUGCCAAGGCCAACUGGCCGUACGGGCACCGCCGCCUGCUGCGCUUCUCCUCGCAGAUCCACAACAUCGGGCGCGCCGACUUCCGCCCCAAGGCGGGCCGCCAUUCCUGGGUGUGGCAUGAGUGCCAUAGGCAUUAUCACAGCAUGGACAUCUUCACUCAUUAUGACCUCCUGUCAGUGAACGGCUCAAAGGUGGCAGAUGGACACAAGGCCAGCUUCUGCCUUGAAGACACAGAAUGUCAAGAAGGGGUUUCUAAACGGUAUGAGUGCGCAAACUUUGGCGAGCAGGGCAUCACAGUGGGCUGCUGGGAUUUGUAUCGCCAUGAUAUUGACUGCCAGUGGAUUGACAUGACUGAUGUCAAGCCAGGGAACUACAUCUUACAGGUUGUUAUAAACCCAAACUAUGAAGUGGCCGAGAGUGACUUCACCAACAACGCCAUGAAAUGCAAUUGCAAAUACGACGGCCAUCGGAUCUGGUUGCACAACUGCCACAUUGGGGAUGCUUUCAGUGAAGAGGCAGAGAGGAGGUUCGAACAGUAUCCUGGACAGCUCAACAACCAAAUCUCCUAACUCUGCAGGGUGUCCAACACAUGGACUUCAAAGAUGCAGACAAGCAUUUGGGCAGGGGGAUUCAUGACACCAAAUCUGCAUUUGUGUCUAUUGACCCAACACUUCCAAACCAUCAUUGAGUGCUUGUCCAUCCGAUACUUCUAAUGAAUGUGAUGAUGAAGUGAUGAUCAAUCUUGGGGCAUCAAGACUUACCGUAUUUUUGGUAUUAUAGCUAAACCUAAGACUUACGAGAGGACUAUGUGAUAGCUUUAUACAGUUGUCAGUACAGUAUAUACUUGAAUAUGUAGUGACUCUUUCUUAUUGAAAAUGACUUUAUUUCUUCAUUAUGUAAAACAGGCAGCUUUGUAUAUGCAUCAAAGCUAAAAAUAUUUAGGACUUUAAGCUACCUUGUGUUACUUUUUAUUUUCUGAAUAAUUAUUUUUGGUGUCUGCACAGCUAAUAUGAAUUGUGUUUUACUUCUGAUCAACUUUUAACACAAGAUUUGGAACUGGUGGAUUUUCAGUUUAAAAAGCAAAAAAGGAUACUACUCACCUGUAAUGCCAUUUAAAUUCUGGAGAUUAAAAAGGUCAUAAUUUGAUAAGUCAGUGGGAUAAAUGCCAUUGAUGGAGGUAAACAAAUGUAUGUUAAAUACCCUUUUAACAUGUUCAACGUAAGAAAUGGAAGCUUCUAAGCGAACUCUGUCAGGACAUUGAAAUAUUCAGCUCUUUGGCACUGCUCAUAUUUGGUGUUUAUACCAAAAAUGUUUGAACAUGUUCUAUGGUAAUUUGAGUAUCUUCUAUGGUAAAUGAGAAGUGUGUCUCUUUUUAAUAUAUUGUUAAAUGCUGAAGGGAGUAAUAUGACUUAAAAAUAUUUCAAAUAGUGGCAUGUCAGGACAGUACAUACAAUAUAAUUACUAUAAAUAAUUGCUUUAUGCAGGAGAUACAUCUUUGCAUAGAUUCAACUUAACCCUUUUAAUAUGGGUUGAAAGGUGUUGCAUCCAAACUGUCAUCUAAGAAAAUAAUACUUGACCUCCACCGUAACUGUGCAGCCUAGAAGAAAAGGGAUGGACAGUUACAGAGUGCAGCUGUUUUAAUAUCAUACCUGGGUAAGAACCAGUAGAAACACGUUAGGAAAUAAGUGUUCAAACCACCUUCAUUCCCCUGUGUGGCUGGAAAGUGAUCAGACACCUUGACAAUCUCACAAUGAGAGCUUCCUGACAGGAGAACAGUCUAUUAAAUCAGCUAUAGGAAACUCACUCCAACAACACAGUAGCCUAAUUAGCUGGAGUAAAAUUUUAACUGAUAGAUCCCCCCUCUGAUUAAAAAAAAAACAUGGUUGGAUCACUGUCAAAUACCCGCAUUGAGGUUUGUAGAAACAUCGAAGACUUUCCAGUUUUCAGCGGCAGGCCAUGCUGGUUUGGUUCAGUAUGCGGUUCUGUCCCUUUGCCCAUGUGUCAGCCUGCACUGAAGAGCCUUUGUAGCUUUUAAGAAACGACGACUGUUUUUUUAAUGGACGUGGAGGUUAUCAGUUUGUCAGCAGCAAUCGUAGCAGAAGAGGAAUUGUAUGUUGUGCUUGGUGCCAGGAAAUUAUUCUAACACAAUUUAAAAUAUAAAAGCAAGUGUUGCUGCCUUUUUUUUGCUUUACUUUGGACCUUCGUCUGCCACUUUGGAGCCUCGUAUAUCCUUUAUUUUCAUGUCAAACAUUUCUUUUUUUGGAUAGGGAUAUGGGAGGGGAGCUACUACAGGAACCUCCACUUUCAUGUACACAGACUCCUUAUUGACUUUGUAUUGCACUAUUUAUUGUCUAUUUUAAAGGUGCUCAAAAUGUGCAGUACAACUCUAAAAUCGACUAUAUAUUAUGGUUGUUGUUCAUAGGUGCUAUUUAUGCCAAAGGAAGAGAGUAUCAUAUUGUACAUCUGUACGCAGCUCAAAAUGAAGAAAAAUAAAAUCAGGAACCAUCUGAAA